Messenger RNA from Lathyrus oleraceus (garden pea), 1467 nucleotides. Its product is annotated as 15-cis-zeta-carotene isomerase, chloroplastic. Lineage: Eukaryota; Viridiplantae; Streptophyta; Magnoliopsida; Fabales; Fabaceae. The coding region runs from base 211 to 1314 and encodes 367 amino acids. The transcript is spliced from 4 exons. Gene Ontology annotation, cellular component: chloroplast. Gene Ontology annotation, molecular function: 9,15,9'-tri-cis-zeta-carotene isomerase activity. The record is from RefSeq and is a predicted model, not a curated record. Gene Ontology annotation, biological process: carotene biosynthetic process.
CUAUUGGCCACGAAAAUGACAAAGCAUUUUCCAUUUCCGUGUUUCCAUCACCGUUCCAGUCCAAAACACCAACCCUCGAGCAUAACACUCUUCAGAUACUCUCUUCCAACUUCAACACACUCACGCACUCACGCUUCUAUACAUAUUAUAUGGAACAUUUAGGUUCAUUUGUUGGACUCACUCUGAUUGUGUGAAGUCCUAACAAAAAACAUGGCUUCAACACCUCUUGUUUUCUCCACUUCCUUCUCUUCCAAACUCCACCAAACUUCCCACAGUAACAAAUCACGCCUUCAUCAUCGACCCCUUAAUUCCUUUCCAUCUUCUUCUUCAUCCUCCAAAUCAAAACUGAAAUUUUCCCCUUCAAAGCCACUCAUUUUCUCUCGGAAACUAGUUGCACGAGCUUCUUCUGAAGAACAUGCUACUGAAGUCAGAGAUUCUGGCUUAGUGGGCGAGGAUGCUGCAACUUUUGACCUUGAAAAACAGAAACUUUCUUCUUGGGUUUACUUCACUGCAGUAUUGGGAGUGGUUCUGUUUGUUCUUAACUUGAUCUGGAUUGAUGAUUCAACUGGGUUUGGUAAGGUUUUUGUUGAUGCCAUUUCGGGAAUUUCUGAUAGCCAUGAGGUGGUAAUGUUAGUCCUGAUUCUCAUAUUUGCGGGUGUCCAUAGCGGCCUGGCCAGCUUCCGUGACUCCGGUGAGAAACUCAUUGGAGAACGAGCUUACCGUGUUCUUUUUGCAGGAACAUCACUUCCUUUGGCUCUCACCAUGAUUGUGUAUUUUAUUAAUCACAGAUACGAUGGACUUCAGCUAUGGCAGGUCCAAGACGUUCCCGGGGUUCAUCAACUCGUGUGGCUUUCUAACUUCAUCUCUUUCUUUUUCCUAUAUCCAUCAACCUUCAAUCUUUUGGAGGUUGCAGCAGUUGACAAGCCUAAGUUACAUCUCUAUGAAACUGGAAUUAUGAGAAUAACCAGGCAUCCACAGAUGGUUGGGCAGGUUAUGUGGUGUAUUGGUCAUACAGUCUGGAUUGGAAAUUCUGUUGCGGUUGCGGCUUCGUUCGCCUUAAUUGCACACCAUUUAUUCGGUGUUUGGAAUGGAGAUAGGAAACUGAGUGAAAGAUAUGGGGAAGAUUUUGAGAUGGUUAAGGGUAGAACAAGUGUUGUACCAUUUGCAGCAAUACUUGAUGGAAGACAAAAGUUACCAAAAGAUUUCUACAAAGAGUUCAUUCGAUUACCAUAUUUUACAAUCACUGCCAUAACACUAGGAGCUUACUUUGCACACCCACUUAUGCGGGCAGCUAGUUUCAAGCUUCACUGGUAGUUUAUACUAAUGUCACGUUUUGUAUGUAUUCUUAUACGGAUGGAUAGUAUUUCCUCAUCAACUAGGAAGUGAAAAGAUCAUAAAGGAUUCAGAAAUUAGUUGAAUAGUUAAUUUUUUACAUUAAAUUAACAUAUUUUUCUGCUUUUUUUUUUA